Molecule: messenger RNA, 2528 nt
Organism: Hemibagrus wyckioides
Lineage: Eukaryota; Metazoa; Chordata; Actinopteri; Siluriformes; Bagridae
Gene: tfpia
Product: tissue factor pathway inhibitor a
Exons: 7
Coding region: 85-933 (282 amino acids)
Biological process (GO): negative regulation of peptidase activity
Cellular component (GO): extracellular region
Molecular function (GO): serine-type endopeptidase inhibitor activity
Source: RefSeq, a predicted model, not a curated record
ACCAGUGCAGGAAGUGCGCGCGCUCUAUAACUGCCUUUCCCCAGUGCGCGUGUUAUUAUUAUCAGAGAGUUGCUGUGCGGGAAUAUGGCUUCACUUCACUGCGCGUGUCUUCUUUUGCUUUGUGCUUCUCUGGGUCUUUGCCACACGGUUUAUACCAAAGAUGGAGAGCAGCCUCAGCGCAAGAUUUUCCAUCAGUGGUGUGCCCUAAAGAUGGACGAAGGGCCCUGCAAGGCGAUAAAGGACAGAUUCUACUUCAACACUGAGACUUUCCGUUGCGAGCCGUUCGAGUUCGGAGGCUGUGGGGGCAAUGAGAACAAUUUUGAGACGCUGGAAGAAUGUGAAGAAAUGUGUCUGGAGAAAGACACUAAGAGUCCAUGCCACCUGGUGGACGAUCCGGGCCCGUGCCGUGGCCUGGUACCUCGCUACUACUUUGACAGCAAGUUGAACGAGUGCAAGCGCUUCUACUACGGCGGCUGCUUCGGAAACGCGAACAACUUCAGGACCUUUAAAGAAUGCAAGAACCGAUGCCAGCCAGGUAAUGACACAGAGGAACCACAAAAUGGCCCAAGAGAAGAGAAGACAGACUUUUUCGCCAGACCAGUCGUUAUACACGAGUCUCACACAGAGCACGUGUCUCACACACAGCCUCUGAGGCUGCCGAUGCCAGAGUCUAACAUGGACCCAGAGUUCGUUGUUCCGGAUUACUGCCUGAGAUCUUUCGACGAGGGCGGAUGUGAAGGCACAGAGAAGAGAUUUUUCUACAACUCCCAAACUAACCGCUGUCAGCCCUUCAAGUACAGCGGCUGUGGAGGAAACAAGAACAACUUUGUCUUAAAGAGGAUGUGCAUGAAAACCUGCAUGAAAGAUUACAGGAGAAAUGGCAGAAUACGAAUAAAGUCCAAGAAGGCCAGCAUCUUAUUCCGGUCCACCUGAAUCCAUUGAAUCACUCAGAUUUUCUGUUAACUGUGUAAUAUUAGUAUUUUAUAGAUAUAUCAUGUCAAUUAUACACUUUGUUAUCCUAUUCUAUGUAUGUGUAUAUUUCUAGUGUUACUUAUUAACCAUUUAGAAAGUAACCUUAAGUGCCUUUUUUUUUUCUUUCUUUUUUUUAAAUCCAAUAUUCAACCAAUUUUUCUGCACAUAUUUGGGGUUUUGUGUUGUUCAGAAGGUUUGAAUUCAGAUCCCAAGACUGUCAGAGAACAUUGAGCCCUCAAUCAAGACUUUUACCCCUCAUGUGAAGUAAAGAAUCUUAAACACAAUAUCUGUGUAUAUUGGCAAACAGUGUAAUAAGGUUUUAGAGUGAAUCUCUCUGAGGCCCUCUCCUCUACUGGCUGGCUGCAGUACAGGAUUUAGCCCCGCCCGUUUCCUGGGAGGUGAUUGAAAAAGAAUCCAACCUUUUUACAUCUGGCUCAUUUGAAACCUAAACGUUGUUCGAGUGUAAAGGAAAUCUGGAGCUGUUCGCUUGCAGUGAGAAGGCAAUAUGAUCCAACGAACCAACCUGUAUAGCAAUGUCUGAUGAGAGCUGCGCUAAAUAGCAUGUUUGGAUGGUGUUAGCUAUUGGCACGCAACAUGAAUCGUUGCUUAAUAUGUAUGAUAGAUCUUUGGUGAUGAAGAAUUUCGUGGGUGAGCACUUUUACCAGUUCAACAGCAAAGCGCGCCACUUUAUUUUAAAAUGAUGUCUCUGAAACAGCUGAAUUGAAGUAAUGCUGUAACAAUGAAUCCUAGCUUCCCACUCAAAUAUGAUAAAAAUGAUAAAUCACAGAGCUUCUGACUGUCCAUCUUGAUGGAUCAAAAAUGUGAAUUAUUUGAUGAUUAAAAACGACAUAGUUGAUGAGGUGAUUGACAUUUUUAAGGAGGUAAUACAUUCUAGCCUUCCAACACACACACACACACACACACACACACCUGAAGCCCAGCUUUGACCUAAAAACAAAGUGAUGGCAUAAACCUGGAUGGCUAAGUCAAGCUAAAUUUCAUGACUACUUUCAUAACUGUGACCUAAACAUACACUUGAUGCAGCUUGGUAAGUUAACUUUUCAAUACAGAUGUAUAACUUACAGCAGGUCUCAGAGAUCGAGAGAGAAGAAUAUGCAUUAUAUAUAUAUAUUCAUAUAUAUUCAUUACACUAGCUACUUAUAGUUAAAAUUCUGCAGUGAGCAUGACGGAUUAGCAAACAUCCACUAGCUAGCAAAUGGUAGCUCAGUCAAUCGUGGCUCGAAGCUCUAAAAUCUAGCUCCAGUUUUCACCUGAACAAACUCAGGAAAUGGAUUGGAAGAUGGAAAAUUUCAACUGAGCCCGAUUCAGAACUUACUAUUACUUUAACGAUUACUCAUCUAUACAAGCAUUGCUGUGAAAUGAAUCAGUGUAGAUUUCAGUGGUGUUCAGUAUCAUGUUUUAUUAACCGAGUAGGAAGUGCAUGAGAACACAAAAAUGUGCACAAGGUGUGCUGCUUUAUUUUCUGUACACUGUUUAUGUGUAUAUACAAUAUAUUCAUUUUGCUUACUUUAUGGUGAAAUAAAUAUGUAGUGUGA